Messenger RNA from Corticium candelabrum, 747 nucleotides. RefSeq lists its product as uncharacterized. The transcript has 5 exons. The record is from RefSeq and is a predicted model, not a curated record. Gene Ontology annotation, molecular function: calcium ion binding. NCBI's taxonomy places the organism in Eukaryota, Metazoa, Porifera, Homoscleromorpha, Homosclerophorida, Plakinidae. Bases 78 to 566 code for a protein of 162 amino acids.
UAUCCAGUUCCCACAACCAUACAGUCCAGUCAUUUCUGUACGAGACAACUGCUUGUUACAUUCGACAUCAAUUAAUCAUGGCAGACUGUCGACCUCCUCUUUCAAAGCUUGUCUUCAAGAAAUUUGAUGUCGAUGGCAGCGGCUUCAUCGAUGCCAAAGAACUAGGAAGGAUGGCCUAUUACCUCGGAUACAAACUGACCGAAGGUGAGAUCUUGGCUGCGAUUGACAAGUUGGACAAGAACGGAGACGGCAAGAUCAACUGUGAAGAAUUCUCGGAGUGGUGGAAGGAGGGUGAUGACACUCGAUUCUCCCAACUCGAUUUACCAGAAAAAUCGGAAAAGGAACUGAAAGAUGCCAUCGACUUGUUCAAGUAUUACGACACUGAUAUGUCUGGUUACAUUGAUUGCAAAGAAUUCAAAGCCGUCCAUGAAAAUCUCAAAACCAGUUACUCCAUGACGGAUUCAUGUGACGAAGCCAAGAAGCAAAUGGACAAGAACAGUGACGGCAAGAUCAGUCUCCAGGAAUUUGUCAGUUGGCUCCUUCGAAACAACAUCAUAAAUGCCUAGCCAGUCAUACGCACAGUGAUGAUUGUAACUUCAAGGGACACUUCAUGUGACCAUCGCAUGUCUUGUGAUAGUCUGUAUGCUCGUUGACACCAUUGUAGCAUUCUAUACUGUAGUUUGUGACAUUAUGCUUACACUGACAUAUACAUGUUAGUAUCAUCACAAUUAAUUAAUAUUGUUGUAU